UUCUGAGUACAACGGAGAUACAAGUUCGCUGGGGUACUCCCUGCAACAAACAGCAUUUGUGAACUGUUUGCAAGGUUGCUGGUAAUCAAAUGUUCACUGUGGCAGGAGCAAGACACUAGAAAGCACAGCUGAUGGUUGCCAUGGUGGUGAAUAAUGUAUUCAUGACUAUCUCUUCUCUGUGGUUUUGUGAUGCAUAAGCACUAAUACACUGAUUCAUUCUUUGAAGCAUAACAGUGCCAUUUGAGACUCAGAUUUCGAGCCAUCUGAGGAUUGCUACAGCAGAAAUCACCUCUUGGACCAUCUGACAGUUUUCUCUCUGUUGUGUUUCUCUUGUGGUGACUGUCAGAUAUACUCCUUUCACCUCUGCAGGGUGGUAUCCAACAAGGAGGAUUCAUUCAGCAUAAUGGAAAAUUUUACAUCUCUGGUGCACCAGACUCAACUUCAGGAUUACACUUUUAAUUCAUCUCGGAGCCCAUACAGAUGCAAAUUUAAUGAAGAAUUUAAAUAUGUACUUCUCCCUGUAUCUUAUGGGAUUGUUUUUAUUGCAGGACUAAUUCUGAAUGCUGUAGCACUUCAUACCUUUCUGUUCAGGAUGAAACAGUGGAAUGCAUGCACCACAUUUAUGUUCAAUUUAGCAGUGUGUGAUACACUGUAUGUCAUUUCCUUACCUCUUCUUGUUUAUUACUAUGGCAACAGAAACCAGUGGCCUUUCAGUGCACCUUUAUGCAAAAUAGUCCGAUUUUUGUUCUACACUAAUCUUUACUGCAGCAUAUUGUUCCUUUCUUGCAUUAGUAUUCAUCGCUUUUUGGGCAUCUGCUUUCCAGUUCAGUCUUUACAUUGGGGAAAAGUGCGUAAUGCACAAAUAAUCAGCAUUGUGGUGUGGACCAUAGUUGUAAUAUGCCAAGCACCAGUUUUAUCUUUUGUUAGCACUGGUGUUGUAAGAAAUAUCACUGUUUGUCAUGAUACAGCCAGAAGGGAAAAUUUUGACCGGUUUAUCAUCUAUACCUCAUUCAAUCAGAUACUACUUUUCUGUAUCCCUUUUGCUGUUGUCCUGGUAUGCUAUUGCUUAAUGGCAAACAGACUAAUGAAACCAUCUAAGGUGGGGCCAUCACAUUCCAAAUCAAAGAAAAAGUCAAUCCGAAUGAUUAUUAUUGUUCUUACUGUAUUUAUAGUGUGUUUCUUACCAUUUCACAUCACUCGGACUUUGUAUUAUUCUUUUAGAAGUCUGGAUAUAAACUGCAAGACUGUAAAUGCUGUUAAUUUAGCCUAUAAAAUAACUAGACCUUUGGCUAGUGUAAACAGCUGUCUUGAUCCAAUUUUAUACUUUUUGGCAGGACAAAAGUAUAGAAAACAUUUGACGCUCCGGAACCAGAAAACCAAAAGACAGAAAUGGCCAAAAGCUAUAACAAGAAAGAUUUUGUCUGAUGGGACAGAUAAUAAAGACCCCACUGACCUAAUGCUUCAACAUUUAAAAUCUUGAUUUCAAGUCUGUUUCCACACUGUUGUGUACCUUAUAUAAUACCAGGGUUACAUCAGUUGUAUCAGCUAUGCUAUAAUGUUAUUUUCUGCUAAGAUGACAUGAAGGAACAAAUCAUGCAGUGAAAAUUAUCAAGAUCAUGUGGGUACAAAAUUAUAUGAUUCUUCAUUUACUGACAUACUAGGAUGUAUGAGCCUAACAUGCCUACAAUUUUCUUUUUGCAUGGUACAUAUUGUAUGCCUGGAUUCACCUUACUCUUCAAAGAACUGUGUAUAUUUAAUUCUGUCUCUGAGCCACUGGCUCUUAUAGAUAACCUUAGGAAUAGCACUGACAGGAGCUAUCAACCUGAUUCAAGAACAGUUAAUUUUGUUAUAUCUUCUAGAGAUAUUGAUACCUUAUAAACUUUUAAGAGGAGGCCUUGAGUACUGACUGACAGUUUUGGCAUGUUACCAAUCUGUUUUAGGACUAUUCUGCAGUUAAACUGUGUUUUUGCAUCAAUUCUUUACUAUUCUUACCACUCACACUUAGUAAUGAAGGAAUACCUGCAUUUAAUGAUCUAGGUCACUCAAUCAAAUGUCUUCUGGUCAAAUGCCAUUUUGUAUUGAUUCAGUUGUCAGAAAUCGUGUUCAUACUGAAACUAUCUAAUUUGGUGCACCCUAUGCACCUUGUAAAAAAAGACAGAUUUACCUCUAAAAACUACUUUUUUGGUUCAGAGAAUCCAAACUCAGACUAGUAUCAGUGCAAAGCAGAUUAAAACAUUUAAAUGACAGAAAAGACAACUGGUAGUCUAAGUUCAAUAACAACAAAAUCCACCCUGGACACAAUCCAACUGUUACUCAAAGGGAAUGCGUUAAAUAAUUUGUAAACAGUUUUUAAUAGUUAAGUGGUUUCAUCUGAUAAAACAGUCUUCAUCAGAAAUCAAUGCAUUAAAUUUAGUUUGCUGUACAUGUAUAUGUACACACACACACUCACACACACACACACACACAC
Protopterus annectens (West African lungfish) is the source of this 2467-nucleotide messenger RNA. It is a transcript of the gene P2RY2, whose product is annotated as purinergic receptor P2Y2. Gene Ontology annotation, molecular function: G protein-coupled UTP receptor activity; A1 adenosine receptor binding; G protein-coupled purinergic nucleotide receptor activity. Lineage: Eukaryota; Metazoa; Chordata; Ceratodontiformes; Protopteridae. Gene Ontology annotation, biological process: positive regulation of mucus secretion; blood vessel diameter maintenance; phospholipase C-activating G protein-coupled receptor signaling pathway. Bases 404 to 1480 code for a protein of 358 amino acids. Gene Ontology annotation, cellular component: plasma membrane. The transcript has 4 exons. The record is from RefSeq and is a predicted model, not a curated record.